AUGGCAUCAAAAGCACUCACUAAGGAGAAGAAAGUAACAUCUUCCUCGCAACAAACGGGUAAACCUACAAUCGUGCCACAAAAGAAUACCACAAACCUUUCCUCAACAAAGAACACAACCCUAUCAACAUCAAAUGAAACCAAAAAGACUCGACCAAGCCCCGUUUCAUCCUCUAUUCCAAUAACCAAAAAACAACAUGUGCCCGAUAAAACCAAUCCCCGAAGAUCGAUAGACAAAUCUCCAUCCCCUUCUUUACGCAGUCCAUCUCCGAUCACCAGAGGUAGGCUGCGUAGUCCUUCUCCGGCGACCAGAGAUAGACUGCAUAGUCCAUCUCCAGCGAGCAGAGAUGGUCUGCGUAGACCAUCUCCGACAAUGAGAGAUAGACUUCGCAGUCCUUCUCCGGUGACUAGAGAUAGACUGCGUAGUCCAUCUCCGACAAUGAGAGAUAGAAGCCCUAAAAUGUCAUCUUUAUUAUCAAAAACACCUCCUUUAUCCAAACGUAAAGACACCCCAAAAUCUCCGCCACUUCCGAAACCACAAAAACCAAAAAGCCCUAGUAUCGAAAGUACUAUGAAGCAAACUAAGCCAACAAUAAAGCUUGCUCCAAAAUCAAAGCCAAGCGAAUUUGAUCUUAAAAGACAAAAAGAUCAAAACACCAUGAAUCUUGAGCAAGAUUUUGAAAAGAUCCAACAUGGAGAUGAAAGUGAUUUCAGCCAUGAAAUGGAGUCGGAAGAUGGUGGAUACACCACACACUCUGAGCGGUCUCCGAUGGCUUUGGAAGACGAUCAUGAAAUGCCUCCAUCACGCAAUGGAUCUGACACGGGUUCACAAUGUAAAGAAUCCUUUGAAGAACAAGAAACUGAAGAUCUUCAAUAUAAUUUAGAAUUAGAAUCAGAACAAGAAUCAGAGCAGAAGCUAGAAAAAGAGCAUAAAGUAGAGCCCGAAAUGGAGCAUGAGCCCGAGCCCAUAUUAGAUCCAAGCCCCAAAAUGGAGCACACAGAGCCAACACUGGAACCAGAAUCAGAACCACAAGUACUAGACCUUAAGCCGGAGCCAAAUUUGGAACCAGAACCAAACUUGGAACCAGAAUCAAGUCCGAAGCCUGAAAUGGAGCAUAAACCAGAACCAAAGUUGGAGCCAGAAGCAAAUCCGGAGCACAAUGAGGAGGACAAGCUAGAGACGAAAGAUGGAGAAGAAAUGGACACUAAAAACAUGGAAGAGGAGAAGAUGGUAUUGGAAGAGAACGUAAAGGUAGAAGGUGGCGGAAAUGAGGUGAAAGGCGGAGAUAAGGCAGCGGAUGUAGUAAUAGUGAAAAGCACAGAAUUGAAGGAUAGUGCAGUUUAUAAUAACGUGAUAGAGGAGACUGUAAGUAAGCUUCGUGAAAAAAAGAUAAAUAAAGUAAGCGCAUUGGUUGGUGCAUUUGAAACAGUUAUUUCUUUGCAAUCGGAGCAACCACCAGGGUGA
Molecule: messenger RNA, 1464 nt
Organism: Lactuca saligna
Lineage: Eukaryota; Viridiplantae; Streptophyta; Magnoliopsida; Asterales; Asteraceae
Source: the annotation of a GenBank genome assembly